This is a messenger RNA of Aedes albopictus (Asian tiger mosquito), 3284 nucleotides long. RefSeq lists its product as uncharacterized. The transcript is spliced from 11 exons. Gene Ontology annotation, cellular component: plasma membrane. Gene Ontology annotation, molecular function: neuropeptide receptor activity. NCBI's taxonomy places the organism in Eukaryota, Metazoa, Arthropoda, Insecta, Diptera, Culicidae. The record is from RefSeq and is a predicted model, not a curated record. Gene Ontology annotation, biological process: neuropeptide signaling pathway. The coding region runs from base 616 to 3069 and encodes 817 amino acids.
GGUGCGUUCGGUCGUGGAAAUUGUCCGGUGCUCUGGACCAGUAGUGUAGUGCAGUGUCCCUGAUGUGUUAAGCUCCCAGGAUUAUUACUCACCAAGAGGAUUAUUCAGGAGAAUACUCUCCAGUGGGUGUUGAAGUUCACACACGGAUUUGACCCGAGUACUAGUGAAAGGCGUUAACGAUUGGAUUACAGCUCUCGGCGGAAGAAGGCAAUUGGAAGCCCAUCAUUGAAAGGUGAUAUAUCAUCCUGAAGAGGACGUGCUCCCUUGCUGUGUGUGGGGAAUACGCAGAAAUGCUACUAGCUCAAGUUCAAUCAGCAGACCGUGCGUUGUUAAGAGGAUAAAAUCAAUUACCUUUUCCUUGUAUUCAUCGGCAAGACGUUGGCCGCAGUGCAUCGAUGCUUGGAAUGUGCAAGUGCAUGUGAUUCAGACCUCUGUGCAGUCGAAUGCUUCUGUGAACACAUCAGUACUUGGAAUACGACAAUAGAAUUGCGCCACCGAAGAUUGCGGAGAAAUACAGCUAUUACCUACUGCUUUGGAAUACCUGCAGAGUGCAUCACCGUGUCUCAUUGAUGAAGCUCGGCACGUGGCGAGCCUGAGCAAAACCCCUUCCGAACAAUGACCGAAUCCCCGUUCGUAUACGGCGUGGAGUUAAGAUCACCUCCACCGACGACCGGACCGAACAGCCAGCUGACUCAGUACGACCGUUUCCUCAAGACGAAAUCCAUAACCGAACAGCUGCUGCUGGGACAUCAUUACCACUACGACGACGCCGCCGCCGCCGUCCCAACCCAACUGCCGUCGAACAUGGCCGAACUGUCGUCCCUGAUGUUGGCCGGCGAUGGUGAAAAUGUUUACACGACUUCCCACAUUGCCGCCGCCGCCGUUACCACCAACCUGACGUCCUCGCUGGGUCAGAUACGCAACAUCAUGGCCGAGCUGUCCCUUCGGGGAAGAGCCAGUGCCGCCGUGGUAACAGCCGCCGCCACCACCACCGCAGCCAGCUCAACUCCCACCGGGGCGAGCAGUCCCAGUGCAACGUCAGCGGGCAGCCGAGGGGGAGGCGGAGAUUCAACGUUCCAAAACAAUCUCAUCAUUCCGCUCUAUGCGGUUAUCUUUCUGCUGUCGGUGGUGGGCAACCUGCUGGUGAUCCUGACGCUGGCCCAGAACAAGCGGAUGCGAACCGUCACCAAUGUUUAUUUGCUUAAUUUGGCCAUUUCGGAUCUUUUGCUGGGUGUGUUCUGCAUGCCAUUCACCCUGGUCGGACAGGUACUGCGAAAGUUCAUCUUCGGAAGCAUCAUGUGCAAGCUCAUACCGUACUUUCAAGCCGUUUCCGUUUCGGUGGCCGUCUGGACCCUGGUGGCCAUCUCGUUGGAGCGCUACUUCGCCAUUUGCCGGCCGCUUUCAUCCCGCCGCUGGCAAACCCAGUUCCACGCCUACAAAAUGAUCGCCCUGGUGUGGCUGCUGAGCUUCCUGGUCAAUUCGCCCCUGUGCUACAUCCAACGACUGCAGCCGGUCAAUCGCCUACGUUCGCCAACAUCAUCGACGGCGGCAAACAGUUUGAACAAUGUCGUCAUUGCCAUCGCAACCGGCAGCUCCGGCCAACCGAUGAAGUGUCGCGAGAUGUGGCCGGACAAAUCGUACGAACGGGCCUAUGUGCUGUUCCUGGACGCGGGACUGCUGUGCUUUCCGCUGAUUACCAUGGGAUUCGCCUACUCGAUGAUUGUGUCCAAGCUGUGGCGCGGCCUGAGGCGGGAGAUACGCCACUCGACCCAUCAGAAGCAUCAACUGCAAAUCACCAACGCGACUUCCAUCUCGUUGGGUCCAUCCCCGUUGGAUACGCUUUCAACAAAUAAAAUUCUCCCGUCUCGAGCGCAGGACAACAGUUGCUAUCUAUUGACGUCGUCGUCGUCGCUGUUGUCGUCGUCCACGGCUGGACCCCCACCAACGUCAACCAAACCACUGAAGCGUACAGCGGCUGUUAACUCCGGUGGUGCUGGCCAAAGCAUCAACAACAACAACAACAAUUACUGCUGCUCCGGCUACGGUACCGCUGCCAAUAAUGGGUUGCACUACGGUGGUGGUCGGGGACUGCCGGACAUCAGCGGAAGUACGUCCACUGCUGCUGCUGGAAAACAGCGUUGCCGGACCAGAUUUGGUAUGCUGAAGCACUUUAUGGAGAGCCACAGCCCGAAAUUCAACACCAACCCGGUUAUCACAUUCAAUCCCGCCACCGUCAUAGCAUCGACCGGAACCGGAUCAUCCGUCAACAGCAGCAGUACUGCCGGAGGUGGCAAUAAGCUGUACAGUUGUAUGCCUCCGCCUUCAUCCGCCACCAGCCCAAUGUCGGAAACGGCCUUCCACGAUUGCCGGAUUACGGCACCAACAACGGUCGCUUCGUCCUGUAAUGGCGGUGGUGGUGGUCAGCCUCCGAAGGGAGCCACCAUCGACGGAUUAUCGACGGCGUCCACCAUGACAACGAUGGUUGGUGCCCCCCUUACCAGUGUGGAUCCAUCGGUCCUGUCGAUGUCGGUUGCACCGUCCUUUACCCGGCACGCCAUACGUUCCAACUACAUGGACAAAAGCAUUGAAGCUAAGAAAAAGGUCAUCCGGAUGCUCUUUGUUAUCAUCGUGGAGUUCUUUGUUUGCUGGGCACCGCUGCAUAUACUCAACACGGUCUACUUGUACUCGCCGGCCUUCGUGUACCAGUACGUCAGCAGCAAUGGGAUUGCGCUGGUACAGCUGAUGGCUUACAUCAGCUCGUGCUGCAACCCAAUUACCUACUGCUUCAUGAACCGUCGCUUCCGGCAGGCGUUCCUCAACAUCUUUGGCUGCUAUCGGCAUCGCAUUUUCCUGUGUUUGUGCUGUUGCUUCCGUUGCGGAGCGGAUGAUGACCAGCUGGACGGAGAUUCCAAGUCAGCCGGAUCGAGGGCCAACCCCAAUAAUACGGCCGGAGCAGGAACCGGCGCAAACAAUUCCGACAUAUCCGGAAACGAUUCGCUGGCCUACGCCGGUCGAAGCAUCGUCCAGCGCUCCGAGAUCAUGGUUCUGGAAUCCGAGGAUCGUGUUUAGCACCGGCUCCGACCACGUGACAAGUUCCGUUUCGAUCGUCAACUCGAUCAGCUCCAAUCGGAUCGCCCAUCAAGUGACGCAGAUCAUCGAAACCGACCCCGAGGAUGAAACGUUUCGUUUUCGGAUCACGUGGUCAAAGUCAGCUUCCUCUACUAGCCAGCCCAAGACUGCUACCGGUUGUGAUAGCGAGCGGUACUCGUAAGAAGAACCGCCAG